Chaetomium fimeti is the source of this 998-nucleotide messenger RNA. RefSeq names its product cytidine deaminase-like protein. Lineage: Eukaryota; Fungi; Ascomycota; Sordariomycetes; Sordariales; Chaetomiaceae. Gene Ontology annotation, molecular function: diaminohydroxyphosphoribosylaminopyrimidine deaminase activity. Bases 82 to 585 code for a protein of 167 amino acids. The transcript has 2 exons. The record is from RefSeq and is a predicted model, not a curated record.
GUGCCGAUUACCUUCCCCCCACCACGAACCCGCAACCCCGACGAGCAUUUCAUCUCAACUCUCCAACUUGCGAUAGUCAACAUGGCUACUAUCCCACCCGGCGAUCACAAGGCAUAUAUGCGGCUUGCUCUCGAUCAAGCACAUAAAUCGCCACCAAAGCCAACCAACUACCGUGUGGGAGCCGUCCUGGUGGACUCGGCCGCAAACGAGAUCCUUGCGACUGGCUACACGCUCGAGCUGCCGGGCAACACUCACGCAGAGCAGACUUGCUUCAUGAAGCUGGCUGAGAAGCAUGGUGUUUCCGAAGAGGAUCUUAAAACGGCACUACCGGCCGAGCUGGUCCUCUACACCACGGUUGAACCCUGCUCAAAGCGGCUGAGUGGGAAUCUACCAUGUGUUGAGAGGGUGAUCAGGCUCGCUGGCUCGAUCAGGACCGUCUACGUUGGGAUUAUGGAGCCAGAGACGUUUGUGGCGGAUAACACUGGGAAGAAGAGCCUUGAAGACGCGGGGAUAGCUGUUGUCCAUGUGGAAGGCUUUGAGCAAGAGAUCUUAGACGUUGCGACCGCUGGUCAUGUCAAGGGUUGACCGCAAUAAGUCUCCAUCCGUUCGUAUGUUCUUUGAGUUAGUCGGCAGGUCACGACCAGGAAGGGAACUCGCUUCCCCUAUUCCUUCCUUGACAGCGACAUCAAGCUAUGGACUUCAGGGGCAAACCCCCUAUUACCCCUGAAUAUUCUGUCAACACCACAAAAUCAAAAGUAAUGGUUAUAUCAUACCACAACUCGAUCGAAACGAGAAACCCUCCUCCCCUUUUACUUUUACACGUUACAUUUUCAAACACAAGGUUUAGAGCGUAACUGGAAAGAAGGGAAAUGCAACCCUAAAAUCUCCACGACAAGAAUGUGUCUUAACGAUGACACUUCCUUGACAAUACCAUCAACUACGUAAGGAAAACAUACUGCGGCAGCAUCGUGAGGCAACUUCUUCGAGUUUGACUUAUG